This is a messenger RNA of Diceros bicornis minor, 6478 nucleotides long. It is a transcript of the gene SV2C, whose product is annotated as synaptic vesicle glycoprotein 2C. Bases 383 to 2560 code for a protein of 725 amino acids. Lineage: Eukaryota; Metazoa; Chordata; Mammalia; Perissodactyla; Rhinocerotidae. The record is from RefSeq and is a predicted model, not a curated record. Gene Ontology annotation, cellular component: membrane. Gene Ontology annotation, molecular function: transmembrane transporter activity. The transcript has 13 exons. Gene Ontology annotation, biological process: transmembrane transport; chemical synaptic transmission.
CGCGCGGCGCUCGCACUCCCGCCACGCCGCCGCCGCCCGGCACUGCAGCACCGCGGGGAGGAGGCGCGCGGAGGAGGGGCCGGAGCACCGCAGCAGGCAAGCCCGGAGCCCCUUCCCGCCCCUCCUCUCGCCGCUGACACGCUCCGAGGAGUCACCACUCUGCGCGCUGCAGAAGAGAGUGGCAGACGGAGGCGGCCCCGGGGAGCGAGCCGGAGCGACGCCCGCGCGGCGGCGGCUGCAGCGCUGACGCCCUCGGGGCAGGGGGACCCCGGCGGCUGGAGUGUUCCAUUUUGAACCCAAAGUGGAUGAUGCUGUCAGGGCUGAACCACUGACCAGAGUCUGAAAAACUCCCAUCUUCUCGUUGGCCAUCAAUUGAGAUAAGAUGGAAGACUCUUACAAGGACAGGACUUCACUGAUGAAGGGUGCCAAGGACAUUGCCAGAGAGGUGAAGAAGCAAACAGUAAAGAAGGUGAAUCAAGCAGUGGACCGGGCCCAGGAUGAAUAUACCCAGAGGUCCUACAGUAGGUUCCAAGACGAAGAAGAGGACGAUGACUAUUACCCGCCCGGAGAAACCUAUGAUGGGGAGGCCAAUGAUGAUGAAGGCUCCAGUGAAGCUACUGAGGGUCAUGAUGAAGAUGAUGAGAUCUACGAAGGGGAGUAUCAGGGAAUCCCCAGUAUGAGCCAAGAGAAAGACAGCAUCGUGUCGGUGAGGCAGCCCAAGGGCGAUGAGUACAAGGACCGCCGGGAGCUGGAGUCAGAGAGGAGGGCUGACGAGGAAGAACUAGCCCAGCAGUAUGAGCUGAUAAUCCAGGAGUGUGGUCACGGCCGUUUUCAGUGGGCCCUUUUCUUCGUCCUGGGCAUGGCCCUUAUGGCGGAUGGCGUGGAGGUGUUUGUCGUUGGCUUCGUGUUGCCCAGUGCUGAGACAGACCUAUGCAUACCAAAUUCAGGAUCCGGCUGGCUAGGCAGCAUAGUGUACCUCGGGAUGAUGGUGGGGGCGUUCUUCUGGGGAGGCCUGGCAGACAAAGUGGGAAGGAGACAGUCUCUUCUGAUUUGCAUGUCUGUCAACGGAUUCUUUGCCUUCCUUUCUUCAUUUGUCCAAGGUUAUGGCUUCUUUCUCUUCUGUCGCUUGCUUUCUGGAUUCGGGAUUGGAGGAGCCAUUCCCACCGUGUUCUCCUACUUUGCUGAAGUGCUGGCCCGGGAGAAGCGGGGCGAGCAUCUGAGCUGGCUCUGCAUGUUCUGGAUGAUCGGCGGCAUCUACGCCUCUGCCAUGGCUUGGGCCAUCAUCCCUCACUACGGAUGGAGCUUCAGCAUGGGGUCAGCCUACCAGUUUCACAGCUGGCGUGUGUUCGUGAUCGUCUGCGCGCUCCCCUGUGUCUCCUCGGUGGUGGCCCUCACGUUCAUGCCGGAAAGCCCGCGCUUCUUGUUGGAGGUUGGAAAACAUGAUGAAGCGUGGAUGAUUCUGAAGUUAAUUCAUGACACAAACAUGAGAGCACGGGGCCAGUCUGAGAAGGUCUUCACGGUAAAUAGAAUCAAAACCCCAAAACAAAUAGAUGAGCUGAUCGAAAUUGAGAGUGACACAGGAACAUGGUACAGGAGGUGUUUUGUUCGGAUCCGCACAGAACUGUACGGAAUUUGGUUGACUUUUAGGAGAUGUUUCAACUACCCAGUCAGGGAAAACACAAUAAAGCUUGCAAUUGUUUGGUUCACCCUGUCCUUUGGGUACUAUGGAUUGUCUGUUUGGUUCCCUGAUGUCAUUAAACAUCUGCAGUCAGUUUCAUUGCCAAUGAAAGAUGUGCCGAGAGAGAAAUAUGCAAAUUUUAGUAUUAACUUUACGAUGCAAAAUCAGAUUCAUACCGGAAUGGAAUACGACAAUGGCAGAUUCAUAGGAGUCAAGUUCAAAUCCGUAACUUUCAAAGAUUCGGUUUUUAAGUCCUGCACCUUUGAGGAUGUGACUUCAGUGAACACCUACUUCAAGAACUGCACGUUUAUUGAUACUGUCUUUGACCACACAGAUUUUGAGCCAUAUAAAUUCAUUGACAGCGAAUUUCACAACUGCUCAUUUUUUCGCAACAAGACGGGAUGCCAGAUUACCUUUGAUGAUGACUAUAGCGCCUACUGGAUUUAUUUUGUCAACUUCCUGGGGACACUGGCGGUGUUGCCAGGGAACAUCGUGUCUGCUCUCCUGAUGGACAGAAUCGGGCGCUUAACGAUGCUAGGUGGCUCUAUGGUGCUUUCGGGGAUCAGCUGUUUCUUCCUCUGGUUCGGCACCAGUGAAUCCAUGAUGAUAGGCAUGCUGUGUCUGUACAAUGGAUUGACCAUCUCGGCCUGGAACUCUCUCGAUGUGGUCACAGUGGAAUUGUACCCCACAGACCGGAGGGCAACAGGCUUUGGCUUCUUGAAUGCGCUGUGCAAAGCAGCGACCGUCCUUGGAAACUUAAUCUUCGGCUCCCUGGUCAGCAUCACCAAAGCCAUCCCGAUCCUGCUGGCCUCCACCGUGCUCGUGUGCGGAGGACUGGUGGGGCUGCGCCUGCCCGACACACGAACCCAGGUCCUGAUGUAACGGGAACAAAGCCAUCCCUCCUGCGUUUCCUUCUCCUGCCCUGUGUCAACCCUCCUGACUGACUCAGGCUUCAGAUUUUUCAGAUAGAGAAAGGUGGUCAAAUAUCAGAAUGCUAACUCUUGCUGUGACUGAAAUUCAGAUGCAUGCCAUCUUGCCCCCUUAGUGUGAUUUUGCACAUUUUUUUCAUGUGUUAUUUUUCCUAACUGUGAUGCUACAGCCUCCCUAUAAUUCUGCUCGCUAAAGGUUUAGAAGCUAAGGAGAGCACUGUGCUGCUGUGAGAAAUAGAUCCUGCUCCUGUUUCAACAUUCGCAGGAAAUAUAAGUGGGCAUAUUAUUGCAUUUGUGCUGAGGAGAGGGAUUCUUUUUUUUUUUUUUUUUUUUCAGAGUGAUAUUUCCUGUUUACGUAGAAAAGGACACCCAGCAAUUCUCGCUGUGACAGCAGGGCCUUUCAAAGAAAACCAUGUGGCACCAAACAGAGCUGGGUGGGGCUCUUUCAGGCAUGACAAUUGAGGUGACUCUGCUGACAAGAAAAAUAAGGGCUGUGCAGUUGGCAGCAAAGAUCUGAGUGAGCUGCAUCUGCAAGAUUUCUGCCAGAAAGCCCAACUAAACUUCUGAAAAAUAUGAUGAAAAGGGACCGUCAGUGUUUGUAAUUGUGGCAUGUGGUUCAGAAUGUUAGAAAUUCAUAUCAGAGAGAGAGAGCUUCUGCCUCCAUUUACCCCCUAGCUCCCCACGUCACCCCCAGCUGCCCUUGAGCUUGCCAGGGAGCAGAGGCAAGGAAAGAAAGCCACUGUCUAAAACCUGGUCUGCCUACCUGAGUCUGCUAGUCAUUCAAACUCUCUCUAGUCUAGAGAUUGUCAGUCAUCUAAGUUGUAAAUUGCAAAUUAGGAAGAAAUUCACACCUAAAGCCAUUGGGAAAUGCAAAAUGAUACCCUGAAGGUACCACCUUCCUAAGGGACGGUGCCCUCAGGUAGUUGACAUUGGACUUUCUGGCUGGCAUCACUGAAGCAGGUCCCAUUCCUCCAGCUUCCUCUGGGCUGGUGCACCGGUCAGUGUGUUCCUGGCUGCUGGCUCUGUGUGAAGUCACAGCCUGCUGUCCUACAAGGGGCCCUCUGGCAGACAAGGGCAGCAUCUCCUGGUGGGUUUUGGCUGCUCAUUUUACCUCUGAAUCUGCCGGGCCUGGAAGAGAGAGAUCAGCAGGACAUUCCCACGGGCUGGCAGCUACGUGACCUUCUCACCCCUCGGGCCUACCCCUCCUCCAAGCUCGCUCUUUUUACUCAUCUUUGAAAUUGGAAGCCUCCUUGUAGACUUGCAGCGAUGACCAGCCGCCAGGAAUAAAUCCCGUAUUGAAACAGUAUUCCUUUUUUACUCUCUGUCUUGUUAGACGGUUAUCCUCGUUACUUAUUAUAGGCGUUUGCAGCAGGCGGCAGCCCUGGGGCCUCCGGGAAGGGACACCCUUCGGUUCCAGUAGUCAUUACGUUAGAAGAUGUCUUAACCCCAGAGGCCACUCUGCCUCCCUUUCCCCACCUCCCCUUCCUAAUGAUCCUCCUAGAGCUCCAGACUGCAGAGUUCAGACUCUGUGAAAAGCUUCCUUUGUUAACAUAAGCCAUUAAUCGCCUCCCCCAUAAAGUAGUUUGGGUCUGUAGAGGGGGCAGCGUGGGGGGCUGGCAGGAAGAGGGUGCUUCCCUGGGGACUAGGGCUCAGGGCCAGAACAUCAGGAAAGCUCAAGCCAAAAGCUGCAGAGGUGGCAGGAAGAAGGAAAUCAAUGAAAACUAGACGAGAUCUAUGAGACUGCUAUCAGCAAAGCAGGGAAGAACAGAACCUGCUCCCCCUCUGCCUCCUGUGAUCUGCUGGAGAACAUCAGACAACCCCAGAUGGCACCCUGGAUGUUAUUCCUCUUCCAUACAUACUCAUUUCCCCACCUACCUGCCCCUUGAUUUCUCUUAAAAAAGACAUCUCUGGGGACCUGAGCAGCAUUUUUAGUUGAAUGUAGCAAUGCAGUGAUAACUGCAAAAGUAGGAUGUGUGUCCCCAUCAGCCCAUUCAAAAGAAAAGAGAAAUGUGCACGGAUGCCGCUCUGUCUGGUCUUCCGUGGUGGUUAACUUUGCUCACUGGACUACCGUACUUUGAGAAAUGUCUCAGGUGUCUGUUGUAGCUCUAAAUGCAUAAAAUAUCUCCCAAGCUUCAGAGCACGGUUCACGAGAGUCUUACUUGAACACUGGGUUGGGUCAGAAUAGGAUAAACCAGCAGAACCCCACCUCCUGAGACCUGCUACCAUGCCUCCCCUUCAGAAGGGCCUUCUUGGCCUUCUUGUCACCUAAUCCAAGCCUCCCUGGUGGCCCAAGAGGGAUCUAUUCUAAUCCCCUGGACAGUCUGUGGUCACAAACCUUCUUGGUCACCACCUUUCCAUCUUUCGUGCAGUUUUCUCUGCGUCCCUCACGUUGUUCCCAUCACCCUGAUUUCCUAUGAGAGAGCUCAGGUUGUUCCCAAAGUAUGUGGUGUGGCCUGUCUGGCUUGUUCUGGGUUAGCUGGAGUAAGAUAGAGCCGUGCGAUUAAAUAGAAACUCUCAGGUCUAUCAGUGUAGCAGGCUGCUAGCACAGGACGAGCAACCAGCCUCUCAUUUCAUCUACAGUGGAAGGAAAAUGAGAGUAUGUGCAAAGUGAGAUCCUAGGAAACAGUCCUCCUUGCUCUGAUAUUUCUAACUCCCUUUCUAUCUAAAAUUUCCUCACAGCUCUUUGGAAUGGAUCCAGAAUGCUCCCAAAUGCUGUUAUUAUCACUGGGUUCUCUCAGUAGGAAAAAACCCAGCUGCUCUAAACUGUAAAUCCUGUACCACGUUACACCCCAAGUAAUGGGUCUUACUCACCCAGCUCACAUUCAGUCCAGCAGCCAGGGGUCACCUUACACCCAGAGAGAUAAGACAGAAGGGUCUUAGCCCAAGCUCCCCGCCAACCAACAGUGAGACCCAGACCUUUCUGGGGAGAAUGUAAGUCAUUUGAACAUCUCUGGUCCUCAGUUUCCCUAUCUCUUGAGUACGGGCUUGGGACUAGUCCAAGAUUCUAGAGGAUCCUAGAAUGCAAAUGGCUUCAUUUUAUUAUCUACCUUCUUCUGAUGCUCAACUCAUCUUUACAGGCACCAAAUAGGUUUAGUUUAGAAACUGAAAAAUUAGGAAAUAGGCAAGCAUGCCAGACAUCAGGAAGUUGUUUGGGAAGCCCCUGUGGAAUAGUCCAGAAAACAUAGCUCCAGUGGUGUUUGUGCUGCCAGCUUCUUAGGAUCCUGAGCAUUAUCUCUGUUCUACGCCAGUUUGACAGUUAUCAUUGCCUGCCCAGGAAAGGGACCCACCCUGCCAGAUACACACAGUUAGAACACUCUGAUCACAACACGAUCACAAAGGCUGUGUCCUGCAGCUCUCCUGACUCUGUACCCCAUUUUAUUCUUGAAACAUGGUCUUAAGUAGACCUAGGCCUUCAGAAACAAGAGUUUUUAAGUGAUUUCACCAAUGUUGGCAAAUGCACCUUCAUUUAUAAAUCUCACCAAAUCAGAGUUCAGGUUUGCACCAAAAACUGCCUGGCCAACUUUCUGGAUGUCUUGAGAUAUCAAGAGAGAGAUAGGAAAUGUAGACAGAAGAGAGAGUCUAAGAUAUCCUUGAGAAGGUUCCAGGGAAGAGAUUAGGGCACAGUUGAGACUUUCUAAGCCCUGGGAUCAGUUUAGAAACAUUCCCCGGGAAUGACUUUUGAUUCCCUCUGCCAACCAAAAUAGAAUAUGAUAUUCUCCAAUUUUUUUCUGUUUAAUAUCAAAGUAGCCUUUACCUGUUUUUUCUGUAAAACACCUCACCUGUUUAUGCAUUACAGGCUCUGAAGCCAGAGUGUCUGAUUUGACCUUUACCUGGUAUCACAUAAAGACAACUGGUUGAUUGUUAAGGUGCA